Molecule: messenger RNA, 216 nt
Organism: Colletotrichum spaethianum
Lineage: Eukaryota; Fungi; Ascomycota; Sordariomycetes; Glomerellales; Glomerellaceae
Exons: 2
Coding region: 1-216 (71 amino acids)
Source: RefSeq, a predicted model, not a curated record
AUGUCGGCGGCGGACAAACCAGAGAUCGCCUUCGUGGACGACAGGGAGGCCGACGGCCGCUCCGACGCGGAGAAGGGCCCCGUGGUGCGCAUGAUUGACAACAUCCGCGUGCUGGGCCUCAGCGAGGACGACGCCGAGUUCUAUGCCAACUUCACCCCGAGCAGCGGAAACGAACGACCCGCAAGGACCGAGAUUGUGUCUUCUGGUGCGACGUGA